GUAAGAAGUGGAAUAAAAUAUUUUCUUAUGGUAGAGAUAAUAAAAAUGUUAGAAAUAUUACUACAUAUAAAAAUAAAGUCAUAAAUGAAGAAAAUAUUCAAAAAUUAUCUAAUUUUAUUUGUAGUGAUUGCCGCAUCCAAUUCCGCCAUUUAGGAAAUUUAAUGUGCCAUCAAAAGCAUUAUUGCAAUAAAAAUAUAAAUAAAAAGAAAUUAAGUCCCGAACUUCGAACAGAUAAUGUGGUUUCAAAAAGUUAUCAGGCUAAUAUUGAAUCCUCUUUAAAUGACUCGUACGAAGUCAAAAGUAUCGAUUCCUUUUCCAAUUUAAAAGAUGGAAACGAACCUUUCAAAUUCAUUAAACGUAAAUUUGCCCAGCCAAUAUCAAAUAUUAUUAACUUAAACCCCUUCUUUACCCAUACUCUACAUAUUCCUCAUUUCAAAUAUCUAAGGCCAUCAACGAUAUCUUCUUAUCCUAUAUCAACAUUCGCUCCUUUAUAUCAAAAUUGCAGCUCGAAUUAUUUAUAUCAAUAUUAUCACCCUCAUAAACUAUGGUCACUUCAAGAUUACCUAAAUUUGGAGGAUAAUUUUUUAAAAUCAAAAAAACUUAAUAUGCAAAACGAUAACAUACCGUGGUUGGUUCAAAAGCCAAAGGAAUCAACUAUUAAAACCCAAGUUUUACAUCAGGAAAAAAAGAUAAACCUCUAUAGAUGCCUAAGAUGUUUUCUUACAUUUAAAGUGAAAGCAAAUUUGAAUGCGCAUGCUAAAUAUUAUUGCAAAAAAGAACCAAAUGUACUAUUACAGAAGAAUAAAAUAGCUCAAUUAUUAAAUUGUUCUUAUCUUAACUCCUCUAUCUCCCAGAUGAAUGUAACGAAACCCAAAUUAAAAUUCAGGUCUCGGGAUUCUAAUGAGGACAUCGACAACUCUCAUAAAUCAAAGUUUGAUCCAUCUCAAACAACUCGGCAUGACUUUUCCCAUCAAGAUGCGAGUACUUACUGCGAAAGUCUUAUCAAAACUAUGUCAUCCAAAUGUUAUAAAGUAUUACAACUCCUGGGUCCAAUCCGAUUUUUACCUAGAUGAAUCAGGAAGGUAUGAUAAUUCGACCUUUCCAAGCAAUGGGCCUAAUUACUUCCUAAAAUCGCUCUUGUACAUACAAACUAGGUACUAUCCUCUGACCUUAAGACAAAUUUUAUUAAACCCAGAUGCUAACACGAAUUUUGACUCCAAGCUAAAGCUUCGAUUAUGGCGAGACAUAUUAAAUGGGUUGCAAUAUAUACACGACACUUGCCUUACGAUUCACAGAGAUAUAAAACCCGAGAAUAUAUUUGUUGAUUGUCAUCAAUGUAAUAAUGAUAAGGCCAAUUAUACAGCUGUUAUAGGCGAUUUUGGACUGGCCACUUCUUAUAAACCCAUUAUACCACCUUAUAAAAACUUAAAUUUUAAUCAUGAAAAUAUCGAAUCUCACAAAAGAGAAGGUAUAAUACAUUUUGAUAACAAUGUUAAAAUUGAUUCUGGGAGACGUUUAUUCACUACAAACAUUGGCACCAGCUUAUACUCAGCACCCGAACAGAAUAACUCAUCAACUAAUGGAAAUUAUGAUUUCAAGGUGGAUAUAUAUAGUGCUGGAAUAAUUCUUUAUGAAUUAUUGAAAGAUUUUAAUACCGAAUCAGAGAGAAUUAAAUCCUUGAUGAACAUUAAGAAUUUGGAUAAUUUUGAUGUUUCUUUAAAAGAAAAUUACUCAAUAUAUGAAAAAUUAGUUCUUAAAUGCAUCGACAUCAAUCCAUCCAAUAGACCCAGGGCAAAAAAUUUACUACAUUACCUCGAGAUAUUUGCUAUAUGAUACGCAAGCCGAAAUUAUUAUUUUAUAUAUAUUCUUUUUCAUAUUCGAAAUGUUAUGCAGCACAAAUCAUGAAAGCUUCUUACAAAUUAUGUUAUAUUAAUAAUUUCUUAACUAUAUAAAAUGCGCCUAUUGAAAAUCUUAUUAACUAAGAAAAAAUUGGUCAGUGAGCCGGAAUCCAAUUUUUAGUCAGGGCUAAGGGAAUUAAAUCUAAAAACAAAAGUAAUUUAUGAGUCUGCUUUUGAUUCGGACAAGUAAAUAAAACAAAAUACUAGGGGUGAUACCACGUUUUAGAGGCCGAUCCGAUCCGAUAUUA
Gordionus sp. m RMFG-2023 is the source of this 2146-nucleotide messenger RNA. RefSeq names its product probable serine/threonine-protein kinase DDB_G0268642. Bases 901 to 1833 code for a protein of 310 amino acids. Gene Ontology annotation, biological process: regulation of translational initiation by eIF2 alpha phosphorylation; negative regulation of cytoplasmic translational initiation in response to stress. NCBI's taxonomy places the organism in Eukaryota, Metazoa, Nematomorpha, Gordioida, Chordodea, Parachordodidae. The transcript has 7 exons. Gene Ontology annotation, cellular component: cytoplasm; cytosol; nucleus. The record is from RefSeq and is a predicted model, not a curated record. Gene Ontology annotation, molecular function: ATP binding; eukaryotic translation initiation factor 2alpha kinase activity.